Molecule: messenger RNA, 495 nt
Organism: Lecanosticta acicola
Lineage: Eukaryota; Fungi; Ascomycota; Dothideomycetes; Mycosphaerellales; Mycosphaerellaceae
Source: the annotation of a GenBank genome assembly
AUGAGUAACCCCGAUCCUGACCAAGAUACAAUCGAAGCAGUCCGCACUUCCCGCCUCGUGGCCUCCAAACGCCGCUCCGCGUUCCCCUCCGCAGCAACUCCGCGCAACCCCGGCGAAGCCCAAGGCGUCAAAAUGGUCGUCUUCCGCAUCCGCCACUUCAACCAGCGAAAUGACGAGCCCUGGCUCACGGCAACCUUCACCAGCACCGCCAACGUCCGAUCCACCAUCCAAGGCCUGAUCGAGCAAGUGUCCACCAAGCCGAACAGCGCUCUCUAUCUCAACAGCGACUACAACAACCCGGGGAAGCAAGUCACCCUGGACGAGCUGGUCGAUCUCGUCACGAAGGAAAGCGUCCUCGUCGGUGGAGAGGUGGAUGAUGUGGAAGUCGUCGUGGGCGAGCCGAGACGUUCUGCGCUCGUACAGACGACACCUCCGCGAAGGGAGGAACGCAGGGAGCGGAAGAAGGAAGACACGAAGUGUUGCGUCGUCCUCUGA